GAGGGCAAUCCGGCAAAUAAGGCUUAGCAGAACGGCCAAUAAAUUUCGCUCCUAGGCAAAUUCACUUUUUACCAUUUCUGCCCGUUUUUUGCCCGGUCACCAACUCUCAUCCAGUAUGAGUACUAAUGAUCCCAUGCCCCAGAUCUGUCUGGAGGCAUCGAGGAAAGCCGGCAUUCCUUCGCUAGCAACUAGUGCAUCUUACGAAGAUAGGGUGCGCAGCGGUAAUGCCUUUUCGUCGACCUUCCUUCGGUAUCUAGGAGGGGAGCACCUACUUCCAUACUUCUUGAGAUUUAUGUGUCCGCACCCAGUACUGGUUCCCGACACUUUCAUGGCCAAUCUGAAGGAGUUCCAUGUCGCACUUACUGCUGCCUUGACAAAUAUCGUGCAAAGAUGGGUAAUAGAUGAGGAGGCGGACUUACCGUCGCGGAUGCCUCUGGAACCACAUGAGGAGGACAUUCUCAGGUGGAUACACAAAAUCACUGAAGACAAGCUAUUCCCCGCGUAUGACGGUCGUCAAGGCAAUUGGCGACCAGACUUCUUGCUUCCAGCCAACGAAACAGGCGGGUUCAGAGUUUGCGAAAUCAAUGCUCGGUUCACAUCCAACGGGCUGGAUUUGAACGCGCGGGUGAAUAGGGCCAUGGAUAAUUCGGAAAACAAGCCCCCUUAUCUUGAUGUGGAAGGCAACCCAGACCAUAUGAUGGACCGACUCAAAGCUCUGUUUCAUCCGGGAUGGCCUCUUCGAUUUGUCCACAAUAGAGAACACAACCCGAUGAUCGAGGCUCUGAUGAGAGACUUAGGGAAUAUGAAGCCGCGCCUGCUGACGCCGGAUGAUCUACAUCUUGUGGCUGACAAAACCUCGCCGACAGGGUAUAGACUACAGUGCGUGAGAGAGCCAGGCUCGUCGGCCGACCAUGACAAUGAAACCGUGGAGGAUAUUCACCAAGUAGCGCUCCGGCUGUUUCUUGACGAGCUCGCCGCACUUCCUCCGGAAAUGCAGCGGCAGCUGGCGUUCCUGAGCUGCAAUGACAUCCGGUCCAUGCUAUUAAUUCACGACAAGCGAAUCCUUGGGAUUCUGCUCCAGGAAUUGAAUGACCUAGUCGUGAAGCACAAUGUCUUGACUUCCCGACAGGCUGACCUGCUCCGGAAAGGCGUUGUCUUCACCAUCAUCCCCGGAUCGAAGGAGCUAGAUCAGCUCAUUGAUUCGUACUAUAAAGGCAAGGUAUCCAAGAAAGACUUUAUUCUGAAACCUAUUCGAUCUGGUCGGGGGGAAGGGAUUCUCCUCGGUGGAGAUCUGAGUACAGUCAAGUGGGAGGCAAUCCUCUCCGACAUGAAGAGCGCCGCGUUGGCCCCUAGUCGAGCGCAGUAUAUCAUCCAGCCGUUUGUGGAACAGCUUGAAGCGGAUACGUUCUUAGAUGAGGAAGCUGGGGUUCAGCGGACUCGCCGUGUUGGCACGUAUCACAGUAUGCAUGGACAGUUUGUGUCAUUGGGGGUGUGGAGAGUUGGGAUCUCAAAGAGUCGAACGAUCAAUAUGACUACGGGCGGUGCUUGGAAAUUGGGUAGUAUGGUAAGAAAAAUGAACUAGAUAGGUUAGUUCUGCAGGAGCGAGGUAUGCAAUACUGAAAUUCCUUCUUUGGGUCAGUUUUGAUAAGCAGCAAGGACGAUGUUAGCUGCUUGCUUUGUGACUGACACAGCAUCAGUACAGAGUGUGUGUGUAUGUGUGUGUGUGUGUGUGUGUGUGUAUUCAUACCCUGGCCCCUCGCCUAGGCGAUAUGCAGGAUACCACUAUCUAGUCCUUGUAUGUGUCUAUGUACAGUGAACCAUUACUUUCCGACGAAUUUAGGGCUCUGUCAUGGCCUGUGGUGGCCAAUGCCUGGU
Messenger RNA from Aspergillus nidulans FGSC A4, 1875 nucleotides. RefSeq lists its product as uncharacterized. The transcript has 2 exons. NCBI's taxonomy places the organism in Eukaryota, Fungi, Ascomycota, Eurotiomycetes, Eurotiales, Aspergillaceae. The coding region runs from base 116 to 1582 and encodes 488 amino acids. The record is from RefSeq and is a predicted model, not a curated record.